Messenger RNA from Linum tenue, 624 nucleotides. The record is from the annotation of a GenBank genome assembly. Lineage: Eukaryota; Viridiplantae; Streptophyta; Magnoliopsida; Malpighiales; Linaceae.
AAGAAAAUCUUCCCUUGCGUCGGUCCUCACUCCACAGUCAGGCAGACCAGCAGCAGCUUUACUCUCUUUAACUUUACCGGCAUUCGGCGAUCGAACAGCGGAGGACGCCAUCGGCCGACGGCGUAAACUCGACGGCGAGCUUGUUCUCCCUAUUCCCGUCCUCCUUUUUUCUCCAUUUGCAUUAAUUUUCACAACCUUCAAACCCCGUUUUGCCACCAAAAAAAGUAUAUAGAAAAAAGGAACGUGGCCGAUGACAUCAACCGUUUCCUCGUCUUCUCCUUCCUUUAUUUCCGUCGAUCCUCCCUUCCGCUUCCCUAUAUCAGCGCCGCAGCAACAGUUUUACUCUCAAUCUCAACCAAUCAAUCCGCGGAGAUCGGAUUUCCAGUGGUCGGCGGCGCAAGACCGGGCGGCGGGGCAAUGGAGAAACUCAGGCGAUUCAACCGGGACAUCCCCGAUUUGGUGCUAUCGAAGUUUGGAACUAGGGAUUUGAUUCAGAUGAAACGCGUCUCCAAACUCUGGCGCAGCCUCAUCUCCGACCUCCUCUCCGACCGUGACUUCGCACUGAAACAUUCGCGGGGCCGGAACCAGUUGCUAUCCGGAUUCUUCGUCCGGCAGAAAUUUUGA